Indicator indicator is the source of this 2458-nucleotide messenger RNA. It is a transcript of the gene KBTBD2, whose product is annotated as kelch repeat and BTB domain containing 2. Lineage: Eukaryota; Metazoa; Chordata; Aves; Piciformes; Indicatoridae. Gene Ontology annotation, molecular function: protein binding. The record is from RefSeq and is a predicted model, not a curated record. The transcript has 3 exons. Bases 345 to 2216 code for a protein of 623 amino acids.
GCGCAGCCACUGUUCACGAGAUGUUACCACGGCAUCUACCUCAGACUUUGCUUUUGCUCAUUCGUUGGCUGUGUCAUAGCUCUCAACAGGAGCCCUGCAGACACUCUUGAAAGUCUUGAACAGCUUGUGACAUCAAGUCAAAGCAUGAUGACCUAAGACUACGUCCAAGGCUGAAACAGCGAUUCAGCAGUCCAAGAUAGAACUGCCUUUUUUUUCAGUAUCACUUCUGAAGGACUCUCUGCUGGUUUGUCCCUGCUUACUUCAGAAACAUUCAACUGACCUUUCCCUGGUGAAAAGAUCCUGACUUUUCUCUCUGGUCCUGGAACUAUUAAUGGAAUGCAGUCAUGUCUACCCAGGACGAGAGGCAGAUCAACACGGAGUACGCUGUAUCCUUGCUGGAGCAGUUGAAGUUCUUUUAUGAACAGCAGUUGCUCACUGACAUAGUGUUGAUCGUUGAGGGCACUGAAUUUCCCUGCCAUAAGAUGGUCCUUGCCACGUGCAGCUCAUAUUUCAGAGCCAUGUUCAUGAGCGGGCUGAGUGAAAGCAAACAAACACACGUACACCUGAGGAACGUGGACGCAGCCACCCUGCAGAUCAUCAUCACCUACGCCUACACGGGGAACUUGGCGUUAAGUGACAGCACAGUGGAACAGCUUUAUGAAACUGCCUGCUUCUUACAGGUAGACGACGUGUUACAACGGUGCAGAGAAUACUUAAUCAAAAAAAUCAACGCCGAGAACUGUGUGCGGCUCUUAAGUUUUGCUGACCUCUUCAGCUGUGAAGAGUUAAAGCAGAGUGCUAAAAGAAUGGUAGAGCACAAGUUCACAGCUGUGUACCACCAGGAGGCUUUCAUGCAACUGUCCCAUGACCUACUGAUAGAUAUUUUAAGCAGUGACAACUUAAACGUGGAGAAGGAGGAGACGGUCCGCGAAGCUGCGAUGCUGUGGCUGGAGUACAACACGGAGUCGCGAUCGCAGUACCUGUCCUCCGUCCUCAGCCAAAUCCGCAUCGAUGCGCUUUCCGAGGUCACACAGAGAGCCUGGUUUCAAGGCUUGCCACCCAACGACAAAUCGGUGGUGGUGCAAGGGCUUUACAAAUCCAUGCCCAAGUUUUUCAAGCCUAGGCUGGGUAUGACGAAAGAGGAGAUGAUGAUAUUCAUCGAAGCUGCUGCUGAAACUCCUGGAAGUCUUUAUUCUUCUGUCUGUUACAGCCCCCAGGCAGAAAAAGUUUACAAACUCUGCAACCCUCCUGCUGACUUACAUAAGGUUGGGACGCUGGUAACUCCUGAUAAUGACAUCUACAUAGCAGGUGGGCAGGUUCCUCUGAAAAACACCAAAACUAAUCACAGUAAAAGCAGCAAACUCCAGGCUGCCUUCAGAACUGUGAACUGCUUUUACUGGUUCGAUGCCCAGCAGAACAUGUGGUUUCCAAAGACGCCGAUGCUGUUCGUUCGUAUAAAGCCAUCCCUGGUCUGCUGUGAAGGCUACAUCUAUGCAAUCGGAGGAGACAGCGUUGGGGGAGAGCUCAACAGGAGAACUGUGGAGAGAUAUGACACCGAGAAGGACGAGUGGACCAUGGUCAGCCCCUUGCCUUGCGCCUGGCAGUGGAGCACGGCGGUGGCUGUUCACAACUGCAUCUAUGUCAUGGCACACAACCUGAUGUACUGCUAUUUCCCCAGGUCGGACGCCUGGGUGGAGAUGGCUAUGCGACAGACAAGUCGAUGUUUUGCUUCGGCCGCCGCUUUCGGUGAUAAAAUCUUCUACAUCGGAGGACUGCACAUCGCCAGCAACUCUGGGAUAAGGCUGCCCAGCAGUACUGUAGACGGGUCUUCCGUAACUGUGGAAAUCUAUGACGUCAAUAAAAAUGAGUGGAGGAUGGCAGCCAACAUCCCUGCCAAGCGCUAUUCCGACCCCUGCGUCAGAGCUGUUGUCAUCUCCAACGCUUUGUGUGUCUUCAUACGAGAAACCCACAUGAACGAGAGAGCCAAGUAUGCCACCUACCAAUACGACCUGGAACUGGACCGCUGGUUUCUGAGGCAGCACAUAUCUGAACGUGUGCUGUGGGACUUGGGGAAAGACUUCCGGUGCACUGUAGGAAAGCUGUAUCCAUCCUGCCUCGAAGAGUCCCCAUGGAAACCUCCAACGUAUCUCUUCUCACCAGAUGGAGCUGAUGAAUUCGAGCUGGAUGGGGAGAUGGUUACUUUACCACCUGUAUAGCUCCCAAAUUAGACUGCACAACUGCUUCUGUGCUCAGUUAUCACUAAAUAAAUAGUUGUGAAAGCAGAGGGCCGGAAGCAGCAACGUCAAACCUGUCUUUCCCGAGUUGUAUUUUUUAUGCCCUACCUAUCACUCGCCGCCAUUCAGUACGAAUCAGUGGAAUGAGCAGAUCUGCUUCCAUAACCUAAAAUACUAUUACCUGAUAAUUGAGAAACAUGUAUCUAUAUCAUGAGCUUAAGCAU